UUCAGAUACAGUCUUGCGUCGGCACGGCCAGCGGCCGACCGUCUUGUGUGCUGCGUGCUGAGGCGACUCCGACCUAUCUUAAACUUUACGUAUACAUCGAUAUUAUGCAUGUUAUAAUAUGUUGUAAACAUUUUUGCUGUUAAUAAAUUUUAGUAAUAUCAGUUUUAAUCGUGAUUAACAGAACUAGUUUAUUUUUUAUAAUUACGUGUCUUUUAUUUUGUGAAAAUAACGUUAUCAAGUGCACGCCAGUGGUAGAUCCUGUUGCACCUUUGACAUUGGUAGCACAAGAUGGUACUUGGAAUGUUAAAACAAUUAGUUCGGGUUACGCAGUUUUUAAAAUAUGAAGACUUACCAUAAAGUUGUGUAGUCAUUUUAAUCAUAAACCACUAGAAGUUUGAUUUUCGAAUAGAAACGAAAAAUAUUAUAAAAUGAACUUUAAAAUAAUAUCGCUCCUACUAACAUGGAAUUUUCUAUUAAUCACCGCAAAAAGGGAUUCUCUAGAAGACGAAGAUUCACGAGCCAGAGAAUUAAGAAAUAAAGAAAAUAAUCGUAACCGGACAACUUUUAAUGGAACUCUGACAGAUGUUCCCGAACGAAGAUACUUAAGGCACAGAAACAGUUCGAGGUAUCGUGGCGAUAGACGAAGAUUUUGGGAACGCGAGCAUGAAAUCAGACGCGACAGAAGAAGAGGCUCAGAUGCUCACUCUUCUGAGGAACUCGUGACAAAUCGAACUGAACCCUACAAUAGACGAGAUGAGAAACCUCGUAAAUCAGAAAAACAUUGGAAUAAAAGUAAUUCAGAUAAAGCAAAUGAUAGAAAAAAAACUGGUAAUCAAAGUAAAUCACCUGAUCGGCAAUCUCCAGUGAGAGAGAACACAACGAGAUUCAAACCAAAGUUGGCUAACAAAUGGCAGAGUGGUGGGUUUAUACCAUACCCACAGCCGAGAGAAAAGAAGCCUAACAUAAUAUUAAUCCUGACUGAUGAUCAGGACGUUGAACUCGGCAGUCUCAACUUUAUGCCCCGGACCAUGAAGGCAAUUAGAAGUGCAGGGGCCGAGUUUCGCCAUGCAUAUACGACAACUCCAAUGUGUUGCCCGUCAAGGAGUUCCUUGCUCACUGGUGUCUACGUUCACAACCACAACGUGUACACCAACAAUGACAACUGUUCGUCACCGAUGUGGCAGGCCAAGCACGAAACCAACACCUUUGCCACAUACCUUUCCAACGCUGGUUAUCGAACUGGUUAUUUUGGAAAGUACUUGAAUAAGUACAACGGAUCCUACAUACCCCCGGGCUGGCGCGAGUGGGGAGGACUUAUAAUGAACUCAAAGUACUACAACUACAGUAUAAACAUGAACGGGAAGAAGAUCAAGCACGGCGACGAUUAUAAUAAGGAUUAUUAUCCAGACUUAAUAGCGAACGACUCUAUAGCAUUUCUUCGUGCCUCGAAGCGGAGAUUUUCCCGGAAGCCUGUUCUCCUGGUGAUGUCUUUUCCAGCUCCACACGGACCUGAAGACUCAGCUCCCCAGUUCUCACAUCUCUUCUUUAAUGUAACAACACAUCACACUCCAACAUAUGACAUGGCUCCAAACCCCGACAAGCAAUGGAUAUUGCGAGUAACGGAGAAAAUGAAGCCAAUUCAUAGACAGUUCACAGAUCUACUAAUGACCAAGAGAUUACAGACAUUACAGAGCGUGGAUAUGGCAGUCGAGCGAGUUUAUCAGGAGCUCAAAGCGCUCGGGGAGUUAGAUAACACUUACCUAGUCUACACAUCGGAUCACGGUUAUCAUCUGGGCCAGUUCGGACUGGUUAAAGGAAAAAGCUUUCCUUUCGAGUUUGAUAUUCGUGUACCGUUUCUUGUUCGUGGGCCUGGUGUCGAACCGGGUACAGUGGUAGACGAUAUCGUUCUUAACAUUGACCUGGCACCAACGUUUCUGGAUAUGGGUGGAGUAGAGCCGCCAGCUCACAUGGAUGGCAGAUCUUUACUGCCGUUACUACAACCCCGGCGAAGACGAGCUGCUGCUGCUCACUGGCCUGACACAUUCCUUGUUGAGAGUUCUGGACGACGUGAAACGCAAGCCCAUUUGAUGGAGGAAAGAUUGCGUGCGCAGAAAUAUAGUCGGGAAAUGAACGAGAAAUCAACUACUGCACAACCACAAGAUACGUCUUCAGAAAGUGGAGAUUUCGAAAGUGAUUCAGAGGAUGAUUUCUUGGAGCUUGACGAUGACGACGAUACUGAUGACAACGAAAGUGCAGAAGCAAGCGAUACUUCAAAUAAAUCUUCGGAACAAUUUAUAUCCAAUGAGAGUCACAAUCCAAUCCUAGAAGCAAGUUUAGAAAAGGUUUUGGAUGCUGAAGAGGCAGGCACUAAUAGUCAAUUUAAUUACUUAAACGCAGAAAUCGAAACUAGUAUUAUAAAUGGAAAAGCAGCACGCUUAGCAGCUGAAUGCUCUAAAGCUGAAUUGCGUGCCCCUUGCUCCAUUGGACGGAAGUGGAAAUGUGUACUGGUUAAUGGACGAUGGCGUAAACACAAAUGCAAAUAUGAGCCAGACAUCAAUUCUCCACAACCAAAGAUGAGUACGAAAAAAUGUGCUUGUUUUACUCCAAGUGGACUUGUUUAUACAAGAUUAGAGACUGAUGGUACAAUUGCUAGAAGACCAGUUGAGUUACAGAAGGAUAAUAAUACAAGAAGUAAGAGAUCAAUAAGCAAUGAUGUAUUUGAACCUAAUACUGUAGAUAGUAUUCUCGAGGAAAAUCCAAGCAUUGGACAUUUGAGUUUCAAAAACGAACCUGUUGAUGAAUCAGAAAAAAGAAAUAUAGUAAACAACAUUGACAAACUUAUAAAAGAAACUGAGGCAUUUCUUAAGGCUUACGAACGUACCAAAGAUAAUAUAGAUCAUAAGAGAAGCAAAAGAAGAGCUCAACAUUGGAAUCAUAAUAAACAUAAACAAAGAGACGAUCCAAUGUUAAACAAUAAUGAAUCAUCAUUAGAAUGUAAGAUAGAAAAGGAUGGAACAGUUAAUUGUUCACAAGUUAUUUAUAAUGACUUGAAGGCAUGGCAUACAAAUAGAUUAAGCUUAGAAGACCAAAUAAGACAACUUAGAACAAAAUUAGAAGACUUAAAAGAAAUAAAGAGGCAUUUAAAAAUUAGUAAACCUGCAGUCGAAGUACAAACCAUAACACCUACAUAUCUUAGCAAUCAAUUACUUAAUAAAACUGUAAGUCAUGAGAAUAACACUAAGGACACUUUUAGAAAAAAUCGUUUACAUAGAUUAAAAACCAAACACAGAAACGCGACCUUGUUUGAUAAAAAGUUUAGGCAAUCAAACGAAUACAUAAUACCAACAGUAAAUGCUAACACCAGGGACGAUAUUUUUGAUACGCAGCUGAAAAAUGAAACCUCCACAGAGACGGUGAUGAAAAUCCUAAACAUUACUGUUCACGAUCAUGGCGAAAAUCUUACAAAUCUGACUCAUCAUGUGGAUGAAAUACCCAUGCUCUCAUCUACCACAAUUGUAACCGAAGGAAAUUCCUUUCAAGAAAAUUUAAUUGAGGAAAAAAGCACGCAGCAGAGCAUUACCACAGAAUUUGAGGAUAUCACUGCAACUGAAAUAACAAAACAAAAGGAUAUCAAUAGCACCAAUGAAAAUCCAACGCAAGUAACAAGCGAUUGGAAAACAACACCUAUUGAUUUUUUCUCAACAUUACAUUAUUAUAGUUCAGCAGUGGAUAAAGUUAUUUCUACUCAUAAGUCAAGCACAAUCUUACCAAUAACAACAGCCAGUCAUCACACUACAACAAGUAAACCCUCAACGAGACCAAGAACCACAAUUGGUACAUUAGGACCCACCAGAUUUGACGCAUCCGAGUAUGAACAACGAAAUCCAAACAAAGGAAGUUCUAACAACAAUGGUAUAUUUGGAAAACCUCCAGACGUGUUUCAAAAGAGGCUCCAUCCUUUAUUUAUUGAAAAUGAAGAUCAACACGUGUGUUACUGUGAGGAAAAUCGCAAAAUAAAGCCAAUAGGCCAAUCGUAUUUGGAAGCAGCACAGAAAGCUAGAGAAGAACGUAGGAAACUAAAGGAACAGAGACUACGAAAAAAGUUGAGAAAAGCAAAAAAGAAGGCGGAAUUGGAAAGGCUAUGUGAAUCAGAACGCAUGAAUUGUUUCCGACAUGACAAUGACCAUUGGCGUACCGCACCGCUAUGGACCGCUGGUCCAUUUUGUUUCUGCAUGAGCUCUUCCAACAAUACGUAUAACUGCGUUAGAACAAUCAAUGCUACCCACAACUUACUCUACUGUGAAUUUGUCACUGGAUUAAUUACUUAUUACAAUUUACGUAUUGAUCCAUUCGAAACACAAAAUCGGGUGAAAUAUUUGACGGCAUCAGAAAAGGAAUAUUUCCAUAAUCAAUUGCACCAACUGUUGAAUUGUCGCGGACCGUCAUGCAGGAGAUACUCUCAUUCAAACUUAUCUGGUAGCAAUGAGGAUAUAAGCAGACGAUAUGAAGACGAUCUUAUGUACGUAGGCGAACCACUUGGCUACAAUGGAAGAUCAUGGCGAUGGAACGGAUACGGUCGACGAUAUGCCAGAGCACGGGAGAUACAUCGGCGCCGACAUACGAUGGCGUUCUAGUCGAUUUAAUUUAUUGGAAAUAUUUAUAUGGAAUUGUCAUAGUUUCUUGGCAUUAUUGAACCAAGUAAAAAAAAUACAAAGAUAAACCUUAAAGCACAAAAUGCAGCGAAAAGGUUGAAUGAGGUAUAGCAAUCGUAUAAACAGUGUAUUGUUAGUAAAACGACAUCGAAUCUUGUAGGGCUUCCUAUUAUAAUCAAACAUUAUCAGUGUAUAUUUACAUUACUUAUUAAAAAUACAUUUAUCUCAGGAUAGUGCUUGUAGUGAUAAUCUUUGCUACUGUGCCUGUAUCCCUCUUUUAUUUAAAAAAAUGUAUUACAGAAAUUAAGUACCUACGCAAUUAUUGUCAAAGUAUUUUAAUAGCAAAAUGGCAAGUAUUUACAGUCUUCCCUGAUUUUCAUGAGAUCGCUACAUUAGUACUCUUAUACUUAUUAGACUCUUAGAUUAUUAUUGCAAGUUAUUGCAUUACUACCAUAAAGUAUUAUAUUUCAUAUUAGUCCUUAGCAAGUUUAUAUAUUAAAACUUUGUAAGAUCAAUAUGUAAUAAUAAGUAUUGCUCUAAACUGACUGUAAAAUUUUAUUGUUUCUUAAACAUCCAGCGAAAAACAGAGGAUUUGGUUGGGAAUAACGGAUGUGUUAGGGAAGUAUGUUUGUAGUGUUUUAUCUAUUAGAAGUAAAAAGUGAUAUGAUGUUGUUGCCAUGUGACAAAUAAGGAUGUUAUCAUAGACAUGUAAUAUUAGUUGUCAAAUGUCUAAUAGUUUUUCUUAAAAGAGUUUGGCAUUUAUCUUUGGAAUGUCUUGUGUAUCGAUUUAUUAAUAAAACUAAAAUAACUUU
This is a messenger RNA of Vanessa tameamea, 5464 nucleotides long. RefSeq names its product extracellular sulfatase SULF-1 homolog (gene Sulf1). Gene Ontology annotation, molecular function: N-acetylglucosamine-6-sulfatase activity; glycosaminoglycan binding. The transcript has 17 exons. The record is from RefSeq and is a predicted model, not a curated record. Bases 429 to 4634 code for a protein of 1401 amino acids. Lineage: Eukaryota; Metazoa; Arthropoda; Insecta; Lepidoptera; Nymphalidae.